AUGAGGCCGCUGCAGGUGCUGCCCCUCCCCCACCUGGUGCUGCUGCUGCUGCUGCUGAGCGCGGGGACAGGUGUGGCACACCUGGGACAGCCCCAGGUAGCCCCGGAGUCGCCGCUGGAGCCGAAACCCCCGGCCCUGAUGGGGGAUGGGCAGCACACCUGGGCGCGGCGCCGCCGGCACAGCCCCCACUUCCCGCUCUGCUCCUUCUGCUGCGGCUGCUGCGCAAACCGCGGCUGCGGCUUCUGCUGCCGCACCUGA
Molecule: messenger RNA, 258 nt
Organism: Catharus ustulatus (Swainson's thrush)
Lineage: Eukaryota; Metazoa; Chordata; Aves; Passeriformes; Turdidae
Gene: HAMP
Product: hepcidin antimicrobial peptide
Biological process (GO): intracellular iron ion homeostasis
Cellular component (GO): extracellular region
Source: RefSeq, a predicted model, not a curated record